Messenger RNA from Hypoxylon fragiforme, 1281 nucleotides. RefSeq names its product L30e-like protein. Bases 278 to 955 code for a protein of 225 amino acids. The transcript is spliced from 2 exons. The record is from RefSeq and is a predicted model, not a curated record. Gene Ontology annotation, cellular component: box H/ACA snoRNP complex; nucleolus. Lineage: Eukaryota; Fungi; Ascomycota; Sordariomycetes; Xylariales; Hypoxylaceae. Gene Ontology annotation, molecular function: box H/ACA snoRNA binding. Gene Ontology annotation, biological process: rRNA pseudouridine synthesis; snRNA pseudouridine synthesis; ribosome biogenesis.
GCUCCGGUUGACUUGAGUUGGAAAAUUUCAAGGUCGAAAAUUUACUUUAUCGGUCAAUUGAUAAGAAAGAUUUCGUAAAAAAAAGAAAAGAAAAAAAAAGAUUCGAUCAAUUGAAUUGAAUCUUCACCCAACUCACCGACGACCACCCCCGAACUACUUCCCAAUAGCCCGCCAUCUACGCUCUAAUAACUCGACCUCACGAAACUUAACGCGUCCCUUCUAUCAAUUAAAUACCGCAAUAAUUCUACGAAAAGAAAAUUCCAAAAAAUAAAUAAAAAUGGGGUCGACAAAGCCAGAGAAGAAGGAAAAGAAGGACAAGAAGCGUAGCGAAGCAGAUGGUGUGACGAAGGUCAAGAAAGAGAAGAAGGAAAAGAAGGACAAAAAGGAGAAGCUUAAGAACGCUGUCACCACUGUCCUAGACGAAGCUGAUGGCAACGCUGUCGCCGUUGUGAAGGAAGACAAGAAGGCCAAGGUCGUGGUUCCUAUCCCCAUAGUAGGCGCUCUAGUACCAUUUGCGAAGCCAUUAGCAGAUGAGAAGGCCACCAAGAAGAUCAUGAAGUCUGUACGAAAAGCUGCCAAACACAAGACCCUUAAGCGCGGCGUAAAAGAAGUCGUCAAGUCCCUCCGCAAGUCCCCCGCCGCCGGGCCUAGCAACACCGCGUUCCCAGGCGUCGUAGUGCUCGCGGGCGACAUCAGCCCGAUGGACGUGAUCAGCCACAUCCCUGUGCUGUGCGAGGACGUCAACGUGCCGUACAUCUUCGUGACCUCGCGCGCGGAGCUCGGCGCCGCGGGCAGCACCAAGCGGCCCACGAGCGUCGUCAUGGUGACCGAGAAGCGCGCCGGCGGCAAGAAGGAGGACAAGAUAGAGGAGGAGGACGGCGAGGACUUCGCCGACAUCUACAAGGACCUCGUCAAGCUUGUCGAGAAGGAGAGCAAGCAGCUCAAGUUCGCGUAAGGAUUUCCCGAGGCUUGGUUUCUCUCUGCUUAGUAGAAGAAGAUCUUUAAUAGGAUCAAAAUUCGCCCCGCUGCAUUUGUACGGACCCGGAGAGUGUUUAGUGUGGGCUCGUCGUGGGUGUCGAUCCGAGUCCUCUCUCAUGGCCCGUACCUUUCAAAGCAUAUCAUGGAAAAAGGGUACCGUCGGGAAUUACUUUGUGUACCUAUGUACGUACUGCUUCGGUUGGCUGCAAUAGGCGUGGCUUUUGGCGUUGGGGACAAAAUUAUUCUUCAUAUUUGCAAAUACAGGAUCGAUCAAUGAAUGAACAACGAUUCAUAAUAUGCAUC